CCAGGCCAACACACACCACAGACCACCUUGUCACAUUGGUAAAACGACCGCUCAAUUUCGUUAUAAAAAAAUUAUAAGAAACUAUAAAGUAAAUUUCCUAUUAGAAAAUUUUUGCAGUUUUAUUUUUGCAUUAUAAAUGAAUAUUUUAAUGCUGGUGAAGUCUAUUGCUUGGGUCACGCUGUGCAGCUAUACCCCUCCAUGCUGCAGCUGGUAACCCCCGCCAGCGAAGUUGCCCCUCCAUGAGUCAACCACCUAAAAAAAAAUCAACUUUGAAAAUUCCCAGCUUCACCAACAACCACUUCCACAGCCAACACAACCUCCAAAAACCCAAAAUGGCCCCGGUAGUAGACCAGGCCUCGCUUGACGCUCUUUCUUCCCAAGUCGACAGCUGCCUCGCCAUCACAUCCCAGCUUGCCACCACUCUCGGCGACAUCUACAAGAAUCCAUCCUCGACUUUUACAGCCGCCACAACAUCUACUAGCACCCUCGACGCCGUUGCCCUCUCGCGCGAUGCUUCCAACCUGGCCAAAGCACAAGCAACCAAGAUUUCUCUCCUGAUAAUAAACGAACCCUUUACUCCGUCGGCCAUCACCACUGUUGUGCGUGAGCUUGCAGCAGGUCCUGUCCCCGCCAUUGCAGCAGCCGUCCAGGCAUGCGACCCGGCUCUCUAUACCAAUGUCUUCCGAAAGGAAAUGGCAUGGCGAUGCCAACGACUCCUAAAGGAAAUCGUUGAGCUUGUGUCCAAGAUCCCCAAGAACGGCCAAGUCGUGGCCGAGAAAGACCGAAAGGGCUUCUCUAAGCAAAAGGGCUCUCUUGCGUCCACUGGCUUGCUCUGGUCCGCCGCUGACGACGUUGUCAAGCUUGCGAAUAUCGGUGUAGCCGGCUACUUUAUCCAGAAAAUCAAUACAUGGCGCGAUACACUACAAGACGUGCUAGAAGAGCUCAAGGAAUGGAGCGAGCAGGAGCCGGAUGCAGAGACGGACAGAUCCGAAGCGUUUAGCGAUGACGACGACGACGACGACAUCGACGAUGCACAGAAACUUGUCGACGAUUUGAUGAAUUCACAAAAGACAAUACCCGAGGACGACCCCGAUGGCAUCCGGCCUCGCGUAGAGUCGACACUCCGCCGCCUCCGCCUUACCCUCCACCUUUACCAAGCCAUUUCGAAGCGCCGACUGAGCAAACUGCUGCAAGUUUUACCCUCGGAUACAGCAGCAGAUUCAGAUAUUCCUAAACGCCUCGACGAUGCCAGCGUUAUCCUUGAUAGACUUCCCGACAACUUCAGCGACUUGGCCACACAAUUUUACGACCUGGACAAUGAAGGCAUCGAUAGCGGGAUGAGCCAGUGCUUCGCGGACUCGUCUGCCGCAGGCGAGAGCUUCUCCAAGAACUGGCAAGAUGAAACUGACGAAUUCAGCACAUGGGUAGAAAAAUUCCAUGCUGAGAUGACUAAGGAAUAGAGCUUGCGCUGAUGGAGCUAGCAAGUAUGCGUCCAGUCAUAAGCAUACACACUGUUGACAU
Messenger RNA from [Torrubiella] hemipterigena, 1521 nucleotides. NCBI's taxonomy places the organism in Eukaryota, Fungi, Ascomycota, Sordariomycetes, Hypocreales, Clavicipitaceae. The record is from the annotation of a GenBank genome assembly.